UUCACUCACUGUGCCAAAAAAAAAAAAAGAGAAAGGAGGAGCCGUUUUCAUCACAACAGCUUUAUUUUCUGCUAAUCUUCUUCUGAAACAGAAGGUUUCACUUUCUGGGGCUCCUCAAUAGCCUAAAGAAAAGAUUUUUAUUCUAAGCAUGUGCUUCUCUCUAGUGUACAAAUGAUACUAGUACUUUUUUCACUGUCCCAAAAAAAAAAAAGAAUCUUGAAAAUUCAAGAUUCAGUCAAUCCCCUUUUUUUUCUUUCCUUUUUCAUCUUCCAAUAGUCAGUUCUAGCUGUUUUCUUGAACAGUAGCACAUUGCGUGAAAGUUAAAGGUAUUGCUGUUCCUAUUUUAUUUGUUUGAGAGUGGUUUCUUGUGAAAAGUUUGUCAUAAUUGAACACAGCUCAGGGUGUUACUGUUCAUUGCUAUUUUCUUGUUUCUGAUAUUUUUGCAUGAAAAUGUGAGGUUUUUUUUUUCCUUUCUUUUUGGGGACAAGGAGGUGUGAGUGAUGUGGUGGGUAGAAGGGUCAGUGGUUUUUUUUUUCUUUUUCCAAUUAAUGUGUAGAUAAUGUUUGAUAGAAGCCAAAGUAUGUGAAUCACAUUCAGCAGAGUGUGAGAAAAAGGUGAAGAAAUUCAAGAAAGGAUUUUUUUUUGAAGGAGGAUUGUUAGCUCAAGUAGAGAAAUGAAUGAUAGUUUAGCCAUAACAGCAUCAUCAUUGGCCAUUACUGAGAAAAAGCCUCAAAGGCCUGGGGGUUGUGUGGGUAUUUUCUUUCAACUCUUUGAUUGGAACCGUAGAUUUGCCAAGAAGAAGCUGUUUCCAAAGAAACUGCUUUCACCAGCUCGCUUGAAACAAGCUUCAAAGAAGUUUGGAGGGGAUGAGAAGCAGCCAAAGCAUCGUUUGAUUGCUAAUGAGAACAGUGGGGGUUUUCCAAAUGCAAAGAACAAUGGAAUGAGCAGUAGUCGUUGUGAAAGCAAGCGUGAAAUGAAAGCACCAAGUUUGGUUGCUAGGCUCAUGGGUUUGGAAUCAAUGCCAGCAGGACCAGGUAGUAAGGCCAAGAAGGCUUCAGCAUCUGAAAUUGGGAGCAAUGUCGCGGAGAAACUUGAUGCUCGGCCAAGCGGAUCUGAUAAAGAAGAUAUGGAUUGUGAGAAAGCUGAAAUAAAGCGUGAAUUGAGGCCUCAAAAGCUUCAGAAGAUAGGGGUGAGCGAGAGACGUCCAGUAAGCAGAUUUAGUGCUGAAGCAUUGCAGUUGAGGACUGUAUUGUCAAGGCCAAGGAAACAUCAGCCUAAACUGGUUUCUCCAGUAAAAAGUCCUAGAAAUGUCUCUGGUAGAAAUGCAUCUAGGUUGAUUGGGGCUGCAACUAGGAUUUUGGAACCUGGUUUGCAAAAGAGUAGGGCGAAAUGUGCUCUCACUUAUCCUAAAUAUUUUUCUCCUUUGGAAGAUAAAGCAGAUUUAGCACUGCAUCAUUUGGAAGGCUCUAAUCCUUAUGUGGAUUCAAAGACUUUGGAAGUGAGAGCAUCUGUACCUUCAUGUAAAAAUUGUGGUUAUAUGCUUCAUAGUAAGAACGGUACACCAAAUGUGGAAGAACACCCAUCGUCUGUCUCGUCACCUGUCUCUAGUUACUCUGAACCUUCUUGUCAAGGUCCAGGAAGAAAUAUGCCAAGGUUGCCCAUUUUCAGCAGCAGGGAUCAAUUAGAGAGAGUUUCUGAGGGUUCGUCCUCAGACGCCAAUGCUGAAAUAGAUGAUGUAUCAUACUGUGCAGAACUCAUAUUGGGCAAGCGACCUAUUAGCAGAAGUCGAAUAGAGAUGCAUGGCUCCCGCCAAGGGAGCAAUGCGAAAAAGGAUGCAUCAUCUGUCACUCAUGUGUUUAACCAGAAGCAAAAUCAAACAUCUCAGAAUAGAGAGAGGGGUUUCAUGAAGUCCAAGCCAAGUAGUUUGCAGAGCAACAGAGUUUUAGCAGCUGCAGAAUCUAUGAAUAAUACCAAAAAUUUUGCUGCACAGAACAGAAGGUUAGGUGCAUCUACCCGUUUGAGGAUGCCAGCCACAGCCGACGGCUGCAAGUUUGAAACUGAAAGAAAACCUUAUUCAAGGAGAAGUGAUUCCCUCUCUCCGGUGCGGAAGAAGAGAUUGAUGAAUGUCUCUAGACAAGGUGAAAGUUCUAGUUUUGUGAAUGGGAAUUUGGGAAGAGAAUCAAGUCCUUAUUCUGACAAAACAAGUAGAAGAGAUGUUGUUUUCCCAAUUUGUCCCGUUAAUAGUCACUCCACUAAACCCAGAUUGCCAUGUUUGCGAGAGAGUGGUGCAACCAAUGAUAGUUCUGAGGGAAGUAAUGUUGUUUCGUUUACUUUUAAAUCUGCAAUGAAGCAGAAAGCUGGCAUUCAUGCAGAAGUCACAAAAAGGAAGUCUCACAAUAGCUCAAGUUUUGAUGCUACUCCAGGGAGAUCCAUCUUUAAUGGUAAUGAUGAAACAGCAUGCUUGCAGAAAUCCUUUCCUUUGAAAGGAGACAUUUUAGGAGCACUUUUGGAGCAAAAGCUAAAGGAAUUGACUAGUGAAGAAGAGUUCGCAGAAGGAGGUGCUGCACCUAGAAAAAGCACUGCGACAAUCCUUCAGGAGCUAAUAACUGCUUUGAAUGCUGAGAGACAAUGUCAUCUGGAUAGUUUGCCUGUUAGACCUACCAGAAAAGAAGAUUUGUGUGAUGAUGGUGACGUGUCUUCAAGAAAUACGUGCAUGAAUUUCCAGGCCACGCCAGAUUCAGCAACUGAUUUAGUUGGGAAUUCACUUGAUAAUGAUCACCUUAGUCCAGGAUGUGUUCUUGAAGCUACAUUUUCAACUGACAGCUACCUCUCCAGCAGUCCCAAUAGUAGCUCAAAGGACAAAGUGCUUGCUGAAUCCGUGGACUCUAUUUAUGAUGAACCACUCUUUCCAGAACCUGAUAGAGAUCUUUCGGAUUGUGCGACCUCAUUAUUCACCAGGAGGAGUUGCAGAGCACUGAUCACAGAUCAUGUUAACAACAUUUCUGGAGUGCUAAGCAAGAUUGAUCAGUUAAAAGGAAGCAAACUCGGUUACGCAAAUGAGGUCAUUUUGAAUACUGAACUCAUACUUGGAACCACACCUGAACAACAGGCUUUACAUGUAGAUGAUGGGUUAUCCGUGAGCCAUUUUCUCCUCAAUGAACUUGAAAUGCUAUCAAGUCUUCUAUGGAUGACUUUUGGUCAGUUGCUCGGCUGUAAUGAUCCCAAACAGAUGAAUCAGCUUAAAGGAUUUGCCUUUGAUUGUCUAUUAGAGUAUCUAGACUCUAAAUUUGGUCGAUACUCUGAUUCUGGUUUCAGAAUCUGGUCUAAACUACCAUCAAGCAUGACUAAAGAGAUUCUGAUUGCUGAUAUUAUUGAAGAGGUCAAAGAGUGGACAGAAUUUGUUGGGUUGAUCCCCGACGAGCUAAUAGAAUGGGAUAUGAGCCAUUCUUUGGGUAAAUGGACAGAUUUCGAGAUUGAAGAAUUUGAAUGUGGCACUGAAGUUGAUAGGCAUAUUCUCCAAGUAUUAGUAGAUGAAGUUGUUUUGGACCUCUACAGUUCUAGCUAAAUUUGGAUGGAACUGUUUGUAGCUCCUCUUUUUGAGAGUUUGUAGUAAGCCUAUCAGUGUUCUCAUGUGAUAACUCUGGCCUCAAUAAUUUCAAGCAAAGUAUUUUGUACAAAUCA
Messenger RNA from Solanum verrucosum, 3681 nucleotides. RefSeq lists its product as uncharacterized. Bases 674 to 3565 code for a protein of 963 amino acids. The transcript has 5 exons. The record is from RefSeq and is a predicted model, not a curated record. NCBI's taxonomy places the organism in Eukaryota, Viridiplantae, Streptophyta, Magnoliopsida, Solanales, Solanaceae.